CUCAUAUUCUCUCUCUCUCUUUUACUCAAAAAAAAAAAAAAAAAUUCUCUCUCUCUCUCUCUGUCUCACUACAUAUGCAGAUGAUUUGCAGGACAUCAUCUGCCAUGGCUGCCUUUCCUUGCUCCAGGGUGAGGAGUGGGUUCCGUGUAUGGCCUGGCGUGAGACAACUGUGCUUCAGAAAAGGCCUUUUGUAUGGAUUCCUUCGAUUCUUUUCUACUCCAUUAAAGACCUUGCGUGGAGCUAGUCGAUCACUUAGAGUUAAUCAAUUUUGCAGUGUUGUUAACCUGUCUCCUACAUUGCAAAUUGAAUUGGUACCAUGUUUGAGUGACAACUAUGCAUAUCUUUUGCACGAUGUAGAUACAGGCACAGUUGGUGUUGUUGAUCCUUCUGAAGCUAUGCCUGUUAUAGAUGCUUUGAAAAAGAAAAACCGAAAUUUGACAUACAUAUUGAACACCCAUCAUCAUUAUGAUCACACGGGAGGAAAUGAGGAGCUUAAAGAAAGGUACGGUGCAAAGGUGAUUGGUUCAGCAAUAGACAGAGAUAGGAUUCCUGGUAUUGAUAUUAUUUUGAAUGAUGGAGACAAGUGGAUGUUUGCAGGCCAUGAGGUGGUUGUAAUGGAAACCCCUGGCCAUACUCGAGGUCACAUUAGCUUCUAUUUUCCUGGAUCUGGGGUAAUUUUUACUGGAGACACUUUGUUCAGCUUAUCGUGCGGAAAGCUUUUUGAAGGAACCCCUGAACAGAUGCUAUCUUCCCUUAAAAAGAUCACGGCUUUGCCAGAUGAUACAAAUAUAUAUUGUGGUCAUGAAUAUACAUUGAGCAAUUCAAAGUUUGCAUUGUCUAUAGAACCCCAGAAUGAGGCACUUAAGUCCUAUGCAUCCCAUGUAGCCCAUCUUCGCAGCAAGGGCUUGGCAACGAUUCCAACCACACUUAAGAUGGAGAAGUCUUGUAAUCCAUUCCUUCGCACAUCAAGUGUGGAUAUCCGACGGUCCUUGAAUAUUGCAGACACAGCUGAUGAUGCAGAAGCCUUGGGCAUAAUCCGCCAAGCAAAGGAUAAUUUUUAAGAUGUUUUGGAGCCCUGUUUCUUUUUGUGUAUAGGAUACAGUAAGGCAUCCAUCUUUGAAAUAAACUCCAAUGAGAUAUCUUUGUUAAUAUACUUUUUAUAUUUUUUGUGUUGUCAGGAAUUUCUUAAGCUAGACUACUAUACAUAUAUUGCUUAAAAGAAUAGGAUUGUUAUUGAAUUACUUCUUGUAUUCCUGGAAGAACAUACAGCAUGUAAUGAUCAAAAUUAAAAUUGCUUCAUCUAAUGAAAAUUGGUCGAGAUUUGUUCAAUUA
Messenger RNA from Quercus lobata, 1332 nucleotides. It is a transcript of the gene GLX2-1, whose product is annotated as glyoxalase 2-1. The transcript has 8 exons. NCBI's taxonomy places the organism in Eukaryota, Viridiplantae, Streptophyta, Magnoliopsida, Fagales, Fagaceae. The coding region runs from base 75 to 1061 and encodes 328 amino acids. The record is from RefSeq and is a predicted model, not a curated record. Gene Ontology annotation, molecular function: hydroxyacylglutathione hydrolase activity.